Molecule: messenger RNA, 769 nt
Organism: Zonotrichia albicollis (white-throated sparrow)
Lineage: Eukaryota; Metazoa; Chordata; Aves; Passeriformes; Passerellidae
Source: RefSeq, a predicted model, not a curated record
AACUUUUUGUGUUACACCUGCAAGGAGUACGUAGAAGAUCUGGCAAAAGUCCCCAAGGCAUUUUUACAAGAAUCAAAUGUGAGACUUAUAGUUAUUGGACAGUCAUCAUAUCAUCACAUCAAGCCUUUUUGCAGUUUAACAGGAUAUACACAUGAAAUGUAUGUAGAUCCACAAAGAGAAAUUUAUAAAAUACUUGGGAUGAAAAGAGGUGAAGGUAAUAAAACAUCAGUUCGGAGCCCUCAUGUGAAAUCAAACACUCUUCUGGGAAGUAUUAGAAGUAUAUGGAGAGCAAUGACUGGCCCAGCUUUUGAUUUUCAAGGAGACCCUGCUCAGCAGGGAGGAGCUUUGAUUUUAGGCCCAGGCAACGAAGUUCAUUUUUUGCACCUUGAUAAAAACAGGCUGGAUCAUGUUCCCAUUAAUACAAUCUUGCAGCUGGCAGGAGUUAAAACAGUGAAUUUCUCAAACAAACCCCGGAUUAUUGACAUAUGACACUGAAGCAAUGUAUACUUUUUUUUAUAAAUUUGUUCUCUACAAGAACAGUUCUCCGGUGAAUUACAACAAGCAUUGCUUCUGUUGCUUCUUUGUGGGACAUCUGAAACCUUAUGUAGAAAAUCAGAGCAUAGAAUAAACUGCCUGACACUAGAGAUGGAUAUAAAAGUGCUAUCUCCAUUGAGUACAGGGUAAUAAAAAACAAAACACAACUCAGACUGAUUGCAAAAAAUCCUGGAGCUUAUCAUUGUCUCAUCAGACAAACUUGCCAGUGUUUUUU